Messenger RNA from Triticum dicoccoides, 602 nucleotides. RefSeq names its product (R)-specific enoyl-CoA hydratase-like. Gene Ontology annotation, molecular function: (3R)-hydroxyacyl-[acyl-carrier-protein] dehydratase activity. Gene Ontology annotation, biological process: fatty acid biosynthetic process. The transcript is spliced from 3 exons. The record is from RefSeq and is a predicted model, not a curated record. Gene Ontology annotation, cellular component: mitochondrion. The annotation marks the transcript as partial. NCBI's taxonomy places the organism in Eukaryota, Viridiplantae, Streptophyta, Magnoliopsida, Poales, Poaceae.
UCGCGCGGGACGGGCGGGUUCCAGCGCGGCCGCGUGGUGCACGGCAUGCUCGUUGCCUCCCUCUCCCCCGCCCUCAUCGCCUCCCACUUCCCUGGAGCCGUGUACGCGAGCCAGUCCCUCAAGUUCGCGGCGCCGGUGCACGUCGGAGACGAGGUGGUCGCGCAGGUGCAGGCGCUCCACAUCAAGGCCACCGGCGCAAGGCACAUCGUCAAGUUCGCCACCAAGUGCUUCAUGGACGAUGAGGAGACUCUCGCCAUCGAUGGCGAGGCCAUGGCUUUUCUGCCGACACUGCAGCUCAGCGCGGAGGCAAUCGAGUGACAAGUAUGUUCAUUAGAACCAUUUGGAAUAGGACGAAUUUUAUCUCAUGACGAAACAUGUCGCCUUCGCAUAAGCUCCGGGCCUAGGGGACAUGAGAUUGCAGCUUUGUUGGUAAUACUUCGUUGCAGCCUUCCUGUUAUGAUUAACAGCAUGAGCAAAGAGUAGUAGAUCACUUCAGUUUUCUGAACAUUCAAUUGGUUGGGUGUUCAUGCUGACUGUGGUAGGAACUGAAGAAUUUCAACAGAAUAAUUUGAACCACUAGGCAUAUUCAGUGGAUCACUUCA